AUGGCGGCAACCUUGGGGGCAGGAGGGCUCAGGGACUUUCUGGGCUACCUGGCCACAGUUAAGGGCGACCUAUCCAACAUCACAGCCCCGCCGUUUCUUCUUUCACCCAGGUCCGUCACGGAAAUGCCCGUGGCCUGUGCUGAGAGGCAAGAGCUGUUCCUCGCGCCAGCUCACGAGGACGACCCUGAAGUCAGGGCCCUCCUCGUGCUCAAGAGCUUCCUCUGCAGUCUCAAACGGCAAGGCUAUCACGCCACCAUCGCUUCUUCUCCUUCUACUUCUUCUUCAAGUCUCGGCGGCGCCAAGAAGCCUCUCAACGCCUUUCUGGGGGAGCUCUUUCUCGCCAAGUUCCUCCCCAGCGACAACUAUCGGCGUCGUUCCAUCUCGUCUGUUAGCAACGGACGCGCCAACAGCGUAGGCAGCGACACAUCUGUAAACGAAACCACCGAGGAUGACUCGGCCACCCUGCUCUUUGUUGAGCAGGUGUCACACCAUCCCCCAGCCACGGCGUGCUACACUUACAACAAGGCCCACGGCAUGUCAUCAGAGGGUUACGUCGCGCAAGAGACGAGCUUCAGCCCGACGAGCGGUGUCAGAGUGUCGCAGGUCGGCUACGCCAUCGUCCGGGACACGGUGCACAACGAGUCACAUCUCAUGACCCUCCCAACGCUGCUGCUCAAGGGCCUACUCACGGGCCGGCCAUACCCGGAGCUGGAUGGCUCAUGCUACAUCUCCUCGAGCUCCGGAUAUCUCGCGACCGUCGGGUUCUCGGGUACGAAUACCUUUGGCAUGGGCAAGCGCAACAGCUUCAACGCCAGGUUGUGCAGUGUUCGCGAGGAAGGAGACAGUAGCAGCAACAAUGCCUCCGUGCCCGCCAACAAGCGGCAACCAAUCUACGAGAUUUCCGGCCAGUGGACAGGCAAGAUGACCAUCAAGGACGGCCGGACGGGCAAGGUGGUCGAAGAGUUUGACGUCAACGACGUCCCCAUCUCCGAGGCGCAGGUCGCGCCCCUGGAGAAGCAGAGUCCUUGGGAGUCGCGGCGGGCGUGGCACGAGGUCAUCGAGGGAAUCCGGAUGGGCAACAUGGAGGCCAUCGCCCGGAGGAAGGCGCAGAUUGAGAAUGCCCAGCGGCGCAUGCGCGAGGUGGAGAGGAACGCGGGCGUCGAAUGGCCCAGGAUGUUCUUCCACAAUAAGCAGCAGCCGAUCUUGGCCCGGGCCAUUCCGGACGAGAGCCUGCGUAGUGUCGAUCCCAGCCGCACGGGCGGCGUGUGGAGCUUUAUCGGCAUCGGCCCUGCGAUGGCCAUCUUGAGGGACGGGUUGCAUUUCAGGUCGUUGGAACCGACGACAGAGCUUGAUGUUUGA
Molecule: messenger RNA, 1359 nt
Organism: Microdochium trichocladiopsis
Lineage: Eukaryota; Fungi; Ascomycota; Sordariomycetes; Xylariales; Microdochiaceae
Exons: 4
Coding region: 1-1359 (452 amino acids)
Biological process (GO): exocytosis; maintenance of cell polarity; endocytosis
Cellular component (GO): intracellular membrane-bounded organelle; membrane; cytosol
Molecular function (GO): oxysterol binding
Source: RefSeq, a predicted model, not a curated record